GGAGCUCCGGCUACCUACCUAAGUGGGAAGAGUGCCAAAUUUCUCGGUCCUGCCAGAACAAAUAUCUUUUACGAUCACGAAUCUUCUCGCAUUCGAAUUCGGGAAUAAUCUCUUUCUAUGCGUACUAUGAUGAGAUUCUCAAAGGGUAUCAAGACCCGAUCUUUCAUCAGAAUAUCAAGAUGAGAUGAUCUGGUUGAGAUGCCCAUCGACCGUUAUUGUGACGAAGGAAAGCUCUCUCGAAACACCUCGCAAGAGUUCUGACUGGCUAGUCGAACAAUCUUUGCAUCCGAGAGCUUCUCUCCCUCAAGCCUUAACUUGUAGCUCGGCCUUUUCACGCUUCAGAAUGAUCCGAGGAAACUUCUCACAUCUCCCGAGUUUGUUUCGGAGAUCAGACGGCCGGGAACACCAUCGUUUAAGUUGUGCCAGAUCUUUCCAAUCGCUAUGCUCGAUUGCUGUUUUGUUUCCUUCUGGUCCAAUCGCAAUUUUAGAUUCACCAAAUAGUCAUAUCCGUUGAGUUCUACCUCGGCAAGUUGCUCGAGGAGGACUAUGGUUUGUCCGAGUAGACACAAUGCUGAGCACAAUUGCCUGUUUGGUAACAUUAGCGAAGGCAUUGGAG
Mollisia scopiformis is the source of this 616-nucleotide messenger RNA. RefSeq lists its product as uncharacterized. Bases 185 to 514 code for a protein of 109 amino acids. The transcript has a single exon. The record is from RefSeq and is a predicted model, not a curated record. Lineage: Eukaryota; Fungi; Ascomycota; Leotiomycetes; Helotiales; Mollisiaceae.